AGCAGAAGGUUAGUUUUAAAGCCGCAAACAUAGCUAAAGGUCAGCUUCGGUCCAGAUGAACGCAGCCAAAAGUGGCAGUGGUAAAGUCUUAAGGAAAAAAUGGCUUGUUUUCAAUCCGAUGAGGCCAAGGAACAAAAAAGAAUCAACGCCGAAAUAGAAAAACAGUUAAAAAGGGAUAAGAGAGAUGCUAGGAGGGAGUUGAAACUACUUUUGCUAGGUACUGGUGAGUCCGGUAAGUCAACCUUUAUCAAACAGAUGCGAAUCAUUCACGGUGCUGGUUAUUCUGACGAAGACAAACGUGGAUUCGUGAAGUUAGUCUUUCAAAACAUUUUUAUGGCGAUGCAAAGUAUGCUGAGGGCCAUGGAGUUGUUGCAAAUAUCGUUCGGAGAUAAAGCAAGUGAAGACAAGGCAGAGCUAAUAAAAGGUGUAGAUUAUGAGACAGUCACUAGCUUCGAAAAUCCUUAUGGUGACGCGAUUGCUGACUUAUGGAGCGACUCGGGAGUUCAAGAAUGUUAUGAUAGGCGAAGAGAAUAUCAACUUACGGAUUCGGCAAAAUACUAUCUAUCCGAUUUACCAAGAAUAAGAGAUCCAGAUUACCUUCCCACAGAACAGGAUAUUCUGAGAGCUAGGGCACCAACUACUGGUAUACUAGAAUAUCCUUUUGAUUUGGAUAGUAUUAUAUUUAGGAUGGUAGACGUAGGCGGGCAGAGAUCAGAAAGAAGAAAAUGGAUUCAUUGCUUUGAAAAUGUUACUUCCAUUAUCUUUUUAGUAGCCCUUAGUGAAUAUGACCAAAUUUUAUUUGAGUCUGAAAACGAGAACCGGAUGGAGGAAUCAAAAGCCUUAUUUAAAACCAUCAUUUGUUAUCCAUGGUUUCAAAACUCGUCGAUUAUUUUGUUUUUGAAUAAGAAAGAUUUAUUGGAAGAGAAAAUUAUGACUUCACAUUUAGUUGACUAUUUUCCAGAUUUUGAUGGUCCAAAACAAGAUCACAUUUCCGCAAGAGAAUUUAUCUUAAAAGGAUAUCUAAAAGAAAAUCCAGAUCCGGAACGACAAUGUUAUUCUCAUUUUACUACAGCUACAGAUACUGAAAAUAUCAAGCUUGUAUUUUGUGCAGUGAAAGACACUAUUAUGCAGUCUGCUUUAAAGGAGUUCAACUUGGCCUAGUACGCAUUUUUAUCACAAAGACAUGGUAUCUUCGUAGGUCAUACCACAUUUGCUAAUUGAAAAUAUCUAAAAAUUAACAGCAGUUUAUGUUUCAGUUUUUUCAUAGAAAUUACGAUUGUAUAAAAUUUAAUAUAAUAUAGUUAGUUGAUACUG
This is a messenger RNA of Anthonomus grandis grandis, 1314 nucleotides long. RefSeq names its product G protein alpha q subunit-like. The transcript has 8 exons. Gene Ontology annotation, cellular component: heterotrimeric G-protein complex. NCBI's taxonomy places the organism in Eukaryota, Metazoa, Arthropoda, Insecta, Coleoptera, Curculionidae. The record is from RefSeq and is a predicted model, not a curated record. Gene Ontology annotation, molecular function: G-protein beta/gamma-subunit complex binding; guanyl nucleotide binding; GTPase activity. Gene Ontology annotation, biological process: adenylate cyclase-modulating G protein-coupled receptor signaling pathway. Bases 100 to 1161 code for a protein of 353 amino acids.